Phlebotomus papatasi is the source of this 2901-nucleotide messenger RNA. It is a transcript of the gene MetRS, whose product is annotated as methionine--tRNA ligase, cytoplasmic. NCBI's taxonomy places the organism in Eukaryota, Metazoa, Arthropoda, Insecta, Diptera, Psychodidae. Gene Ontology annotation, biological process: methionyl-tRNA aminoacylation. The transcript has 5 exons. The record is from RefSeq and is a predicted model, not a curated record. Gene Ontology annotation, molecular function: methionine-tRNA ligase activity; ATP binding. Bases 119 to 2770 code for a protein of 883 amino acids. Gene Ontology annotation, cellular component: aminoacyl-tRNA synthetase multienzyme complex; cytosol.
AUAACCUCAAAGUUAUUUCCAGACCCGACGAACGUGGGGUUUGUCACAGUGUUUUUGCAGACGUUGACGAGGAAAGACGUGGAAAAGCGUGAAAAGUGUGUGAUUUAUUAGACCCACAAUGAUAAUUGUGACAAAUCCUGGCAAUCCUUAUGGAUUAGCUUUGCUUACAGCUGGAAAAUUUGCAAAGAAGCCUGUAAAAGUUGAGCAAAUUGGAAACAAUGAUGCCCAGCUAAAGCCUCCGAAGCAUUUGCCACUUGUGCGACUGCAGUCCGGUCAGGAGAUUUUCGGUAUAGAGGCUAGUUUGCGGUAUCUUCUGGGAGAAUCAGUGGAGCAUUCCCUAAAAGAACAGGAACUCACUGAGUGGCUUCUGACGCAUUUUAUUCCAAUUCUAAAUCAGCUAGUUUUGUCUGGAAAUCGCAGAGAUGCAUCUCAGGCAACGAAAUUGGCAGGAUUUACGAAGAAACUCGAUGAUCUCUUGAAAGAAGGAGACUUCCUUUCUGGGAACUCUCCAAGUACCCCGGAUUUCAUUCUAUGGAGCCACUUGGCAGUCGAGGGAGCUCUCAAGGAAGUGUCUACAGCUGAGAAUCUCUGCAAGUGGCACAAAAACUUCUCAUCUCGCUCAGAGGCACAAGAAGCUCUCUCUGACUUCAAAGAUCUCAACUUCCUAUCCCUCCAGAAUUCAAAUAGAUUUGGUGCUUUGGCUCCUAGUACGGCACCAAGUUCCUCGAUAGAUGAAUCACCAACAGCUGACGUAAUAUCGGCCGAAGAGAUUGCAUCAGCUCGUGAGGGAUUCACUUUCCAAGACAUUCCUCAAGCCAAAGAAGCCCGAACUGUUUUACCCAAGGCUGGGGAGAGAAAUAUUUUGAUCACUUCAGCACUGCCCUAUGUCAACAAUGUCCCACAUCUUGGAAAUAUUAUUGGAUGCGUCUUGUCGGCUGAUAUUUUUGCCCGGUAUUCUCGUCUUUGUGGCUACAAUACGCUAUUUAUCUGCGGAACGGACGAAUAUGGAACGGCGACUGAGACCAAAGCUAUUUCCGAGAAAAUGACUCCUCAGGAGAUCUGUGACAAAUACUUUGAGAUCCACAAUUCUAUCUAUCGUUGGUUUGGUAUUGGAUUUGACUAUUUCGGUCGUACCACUACGCCAGAGCAAACACAGAUUGUCCAGCAAAUGUUCCAUGAACUCUUUGAGGCUGGAUUCGUGGAGACCGAGUCUGUGGCUCAGUUGCUGUGUCAGAAGUGCCAACGCUACCUGGCUGAUCGCUUUGUUGAGGGUGUGUGUCCUCAUCCAGGUUGUGGCUACGAAGAUGCCCGAGGGGAUCAGUGUGACAGCUGCGGGAAGUUGGUGAAUGCCACAGAAUUGAUCAAACCAAGAUGCAAACUGUGCAAUACUACGCCAGUAGUCCGUGAUUCCAGUCAGUUCUUCAUCAAUUUGCCCAAGAUUGAGCCCAAAUUGCGCGAAUGGUUUGCAUCUGUGGAGUCCGGAUGGACUCACAAUGCUCGAGUGAUUACAAAAUCAUGGCUGAGGGAGGGACUUCGGUCGAGAUGCAUUACUCGCGAUCUCAAAUGGGGCAUUCCCGUGCCUAAGCCAGGCUUCGAAAGUAAGGUGUUCUAUGUGUGGUUCGAUGCUCCCAUUGGCUAUGUCUCCAUCACCAGUAAAUAUACUAAGGAAUGGAGACAGUGGUGGCAACCAAAUGAUGAUGUCAAUGUGGCGCUGUAUCAGUUCAUGGCUAAGGACAAUGUACCGUUCCAUUCGGUUAUGUUCCCGGCGACCCUUCUGGGUAUUAACAAGGGCUAUACCCUCGUGAGUCACAUCAUGGCAACUGAAUAUCUCAAUUACGAGGAUGGAAAGUUCAGCAAGAGCAGGGGAAUUGGAGUCUUUGGCAAUGAUGCUCAGGACACUGGAAUCCCUGCAGAUGUCUGGCGUUUUUAUUUGGCCAGUGCUCGACCUGAGGGUCAAGAUUCCAGUUUCAGCUGGAAUGAUCUCGAGGCUAGGAAUAAUUCCGAGCUACUGAACAAUCUGGGGAAUUUUAUCAAUCGUGCCCUGGUGUUCUGUGAAAAGAAUUUUGGUGCAAUUAUUCCUCAAAUGGUGCUGCAGGAGGAAGAUUUUGUGCUGCUGGCUCAGACGAAUAGAGAAUUUAGGGAGUAUGUUGCUUGCAUGGAAAAGGCUAAAAUGCGCGAUGGUAUCAAGCAUAUCUUGGCCAUUUCGCGGCAUGGUAAUCAAUUUAUGCAAGUUACUCAGCCUUGGGUACUUCUCAAGGGCACUGAUGACCAGAAAGCACGAGCUGGAACGGUGAUUGGGCUGUGUGCAAAUCUAGCAGUUCUCCUGGCAACUCUUCUCUUUCCAUUUAUGCCAGAUACUUCGAGGAGAAUUUUCAAACAAACAAAUAUAUCCCGAGGAUUUAUAGAUUCAAGUGAUCCAAGAGUGAAGAUGUGGCUAAAACCUGGUCAUAAGAUUGGGAAGCCAGAGCCACUAUUUGUUAAGAUUGAACAAGGAAGGAUUGAGGAGUUAAAGAAGAAAUAUGCGGGACAGCAGCAAGUAGCCAGUGGCCAAGCUCCACCCAAAGUGUCUGAAGCUCUACCUAAGUUGUCCCUCAAGGAUCUCGAGGAAGCUAUAGUAAAACAGGGUGAAAAAGUGAGACAACUCAAGGCUACAGCCGAGAAGGCCAUCUGGCAGCCAGAAGUGGAGAAAUUACUGACACUCAAAAAGCAACUGGCUGAACUUACUGGACAACCAGUUGCUCCUGCUAAGGAUAAAAAGAAGAAGAAGUAAGGUAAAUAUUUAUUUUAUUAAUAAUUUAUAAUAAUUUUCAGUGUUUGUGGAUUUAUUUCUAAAAGAAAAGGUUGUCAGUAAGAAGUAUUUGAACUAGAUGCCCAGGAAUAAAGAAAUUUCAGUAAAUGAAA